AUGUCAGACACAGUCAAACCUUUGACUUCCUUCUUCAUAGAGGACAUCCUCUCCACUAAGGACAGCACCAGAUUCAACAGGGAAAGCUGCUCACAGAAGGCGGAAAGAUGGAAAGAAGAACCAGAAAUGUUGUCAGAGCAGAUCUGCAUGCAGGAGGAAGCGUGUGCAAGGCAGACAGAGUCUCUGGACACCUCCUGUCCCAGCUCCUCAGACUCCAGUAUCUACUCCUCUGGGAAACAGAAGCGCUCCAGAGCUGCGUUCACACACAUCCAAGUGCUGGAACUGGAGAAGAAGUUUAACCAUCAGAAAUACCUGUCUGCCCCAGAGAGGGCUCACCUGGCCAGCACCUUAAGACUGACAGAGACUCAGGUGAAAAUCUGGUUUCAGAACCGCAGGUACAAGACAAAACGAAAGCAGCAAAACUCUGAGUUCUGUAAGGACAUUUACAAAGCAGAGGGACUGAACCUGAGGGAAGAUUUGAUCCGAUCAUCACUGAUCACCUCAUUCUGCAAAGCUUAUCAAUACAGACCUUACCUGUGGGACUAUGGUGGCCCCUGGGGGCCAACAUUAUGGUGA
Molecule: messenger RNA, 576 nt
Organism: Labrus bergylta (ballan wrasse)
Lineage: Eukaryota; Metazoa; Chordata; Actinopteri; Labriformes; Labridae
Gene: nkx3-1
Product: NK3 homeobox 1
Biological process (GO): regulation of transcription by RNA polymerase II; cell differentiation
Cellular component (GO): nucleus
Molecular function (GO): DNA-binding transcription factor activity, RNA polymerase II-specific; RNA polymerase II cis-regulatory region sequence-specific DNA binding
Source: RefSeq, a predicted model, not a curated record